Penicillium waksmanii is the source of this 183-nucleotide messenger RNA. Its product is annotated as MFS general substrate transporter. The transcript has 2 exons. The record is from RefSeq and is a predicted model, not a curated record. NCBI's taxonomy places the organism in Eukaryota, Fungi, Ascomycota, Eurotiomycetes, Eurotiales, Aspergillaceae. Bases 1 to 183 code for a protein of 60 amino acids.
AUGUCUAUUGUUCCAUUUGUCUUGAUAUGGAAAGGUGAAGCUAUGCGCGCGCGGUCGCCGUUUUGCAAUUCUCUAAAGAGCGGCGAUGACGACCACAAGGUCUCACAUAUAAACCGCAGUCCAGCGGAGCAGGAGCAGUUGAUGUACUCAUCAGCCUCUAUCAUGAUAAGGGAAAUUGUCUAA